Messenger RNA from Drosophila teissieri, 5021 nucleotides. RefSeq lists its product as uncharacterized. Bases 168 to 4772 code for a protein of 1534 amino acids. Gene Ontology annotation, biological process: protein desumoylation. The transcript has 6 exons. NCBI's taxonomy places the organism in Eukaryota, Metazoa, Arthropoda, Insecta, Diptera, Drosophilidae. Gene Ontology annotation, cellular component: nucleus. Gene Ontology annotation, molecular function: deSUMOylase activity. The record is from RefSeq and is a predicted model, not a curated record.
AUUGUACGGUCUUACUAAACCAGCACGCCAAAAAAACUCGGAAUUUUUCUUUCUUUUUACAAUUUUCUUCUAGUCGCAUUGCAAAUUUCCCCAAGUCAUAUUGAAAAGUGUUAAGUGUUUACCAGCUGGCCAAGCGCUAAGAGCAGCGGAAGCGGUAGCGAACACGCAUGUCGCUGCCUCCCGAGGACGCCGAUUUGUCCACCAGAUCCGCACACGAAUCCGCAUUCCGCGUGGAAAGCCAUGGGUCGCCAGUCCGAGUAGUCGGUUCGCCAGUAGGCCAGCGAAUUCCGGCGUCGCCAGCAGCUCAACCAAACGAGAUUCAGCGCGUCUCUCAUGCAGACUCACGUUGCAGCACGACCCCAAGUCGGGGCAACUCGUUGGUAAGACCGAAAAGAUCGGAAGAAGCAGCAGCCAUCGCCGCAGCGGCACAACUCCCGUGGGCGGAGAGUCAAGGGCACACGCCAUUGUCGCCAUCGCGGGGCAAUUCGCUUGGAUCGCACUUGUUGCCAGCUGAACCGGCAUCCGCCACUUCGACAACCAAUGCGUACUCCUCGCCUCCAGGGGAUUCACGAUUUGCGUUCGCGAACCAAAACUACUCGCCGCUGCUGCCGCGGUGUGUCGCAGUUCCAAAUCAGCAUUACUCUCCAGCUGGAUCGCCAUUACAUCGUCUCCAGGAGCUGCAAAACUGUCAACUGACAGAUUCGCCGCUGAGACUGCGUUUUCCUUCCCCCUUGCUAGGCAACUCUGACGGACCUCUGUUCACGCCAAACCUACUAACGCCGAACACCAAUCGUAGGGUUGGUUCACAGAUUGAGUUUGAGCAAAACCACCAGCUCACAUAUCCCAUACAGCAGGUUGGCCAACAGCGAGCAUCGGCCAACCAUCAGCAAAACAUUCAGCUGGUAUCGGAACUGCAGCCGCUACACUACCAGGUCCACGAGCAAAACCACCCGAUUGUAACCCAGAUCCAGGAGGAAACCCUCCAGGUUUUCCCCGAAACACAAGUCACAAAUAUCCAAGAGCAAACUGAUACUCAUGUUAAGAAACAAAACAACUACGAAUCUGAUAUCCAGGAGCUAGAUCAGAAACUUGAAUGUGUUGUCUCAGGACAAAAUCUCCCGAUUGUAACUAAAGCACAGGAACAAAAUGAUCAGACUAUAACCGAGAUUCAGGAGGAAAACCAGAUUGUCCCCGAAGUCCAAGAGAAAAAUCUCCCGUUUGCAUCUGAUAUUAAGGUGCAAGAUCAACAGACCGUAACCGAGAUCCCAGAGAAAUGUAUCCAGCUUGCAUCUCCUGUUGUAACUGAUAUAGAGGUACAAAGUUCUCAGAUUCUAACCGAGAUCCACGAGCAAAAUCAUCAGACUAUAACAGAGAUCCAGGAGGAAAGCCCGAUUGUCUUCGAAAUCCAAGAGAAAAAUCUCCCCUUUGCAGCUAAAAUUCAGGAGCAAGACGAACAGACAGUAACCGAAAUCCCAGAAGACAGUUUUCAGCUUGCAUCUCCUGUUGAAACUGAUAUACAGGUAGAGAGUACUGAGAUUGUAACCGUGAUCCAGGAUGAUGAUGUAAAGUUAGCAACCGAUAAUCAGGAACUAGAUCUCCAGACUAUACCCGGAAUUCUGGAAAAACACCAACAGAUUGAAAGUGAAUUCUCUCAGGAACACAACCAGCAAACAGCCGAGAUUCAGACGGAAAGUCUUCAGUUCGCAUCUGAAAUCGAGGAGCAAGGUCUGCAGAUUGUUACUGAGAUUCAGCAACAAAAUCAUGAAAAUGUAAUCGAGGUACAGGAGGAAAGCUUACAGUUUACGCCUGAUACACAGAACGCAGAUCAGCCGACCGAAUUCAUUGAAAUCCAGGAGGAAAAUCAGCAGUUCGCAUCUGAUAAUCAGGAGCAAGACCUGCAGACUGUAACCGAAAUACAGGAGGAAUAUCACGAAUUUUCGCAGGAAAAUCUCCAGUUCGCAACUUAUAUCCAGGAGCAAAGCGAGCAGAUAGCACCGAAAGACCAACAGGCGGAUCAACUGGAAGAGCCACAGGACCUGAUUGUUACCGAGAUCCAAGAACAAAGUGCGCAGCUUGCAUCCGAGUUCCAAGAGUACAACCAAAAGCUGGCAUCUGCGUUUCAGGAGGGGGACCAACAGGUUUAUUCUGAGAUCCACGAUCAACAACCUAAGGUGGAGGCGCAGAACUACGACAACUUAGCUGGUGAAUUCCCCGGACAUCAAUUGGGAGUGUACCCGGAAAACCGUAUUGAGGUCGAACCAGUGAACGAGAUAUACGAAGUCCAACGGGAGGGAGAAGUGGCUUGCCAAACAGGGCCUACUGAAGGCCGCCAGCAUCAGAACUUGGUUCCUGAAGACGAGGCGCCAUUCCCUCCCGCUGAAGCUCGACCAUCACCUACUCCAGUAGAUAUAUCAGACCCCGCUUCACCUGGGCAUGGCGAGGUGCUAGAUUCGGGUAAUCCCAGCAUCGAGUGUAUUCGCAAGACCUUCAAACUCAUUCGAGAGAUCUCCGAUAGUCUGAUCGCCGAUCCAGAGCAACCACAAGCCCAAACCCACCGCCUGUCCAUUUUCCUUCUGCGCCAGAAGCUGGCCGAUGUGUGCCAUAAGAUUCUAGGCGAAGCUUUACACGGCCAGGCCACCGAGGAGAGCAUCUCCCUGCUCAGAGAGAUCUUCGUGUGCGACGAGCAAACUAAGCCAGCGCAGCAGCUAUCAGGUCGACGCUCCACGAAGCCAAGCGUCAACCAGCAAGACAUUUCAAUGGGCUUAGAAAUAUUAAAAAGACUCCGUGACUUGUUAUCCGGUUGGUAUACUUCCAAAGACAGUGAAUCUGACACCGGCGAGACCGGAACGGGAUUCGAGGCUCGAAACGGAAAAGGUCGUGGAGCCGACCGCCAGCCGGAAAACAAUUUUUCACCCCGAAAAAGACGCAACCAAGAAGAGAGCCCUCGUCUGAUCAAGUAUCGACGUGUGGACAACAGCUUUCCCCGCUACAUAACGAAUGAGACUGCCGAGGACCUAAUUCCCAACAAGUCCAUGGCCGAACGGGAUCAGCCACAGAGCUCAAAGCGGCUCUCAAUAUUUAAUCCGCCGGUAUACACGCAGCACCGGGUGCGCAAUGAAGCCCCCUACAUACCCACCCCAUUUGACCUCUCAGACGAUGAGGAGCCGUCCCAGACAUAUGCCAACGCUGGGCCAUCAGCCAGGCCCCUGACUUACUCGGAUGCGGUGCGUCUGGGUCAGAAUGGCUUUGGAGAGUACCGUGUAAAUGGGCACUCCAACCAUACGGUGCGCAGAGCACCAGCUCAGAUGGAGAAAAGCAUUCUGACCCACGAGAUGGAGCGCAUGGAGCAUGAGCAGUAUAUCAACCUUAUCCAUACCGUAGCCCACAGUAGUUCCGUGGGCAGUCGCUUCGUCAAGCCAGGUGCUCCGCCGCCGCUUCAGCGGAUUGAUUCCCAGGCGGCAACCUGGAGCUCUGUACUGCGUGGCAACCAAUCUCAUGUAACAAAGACACCGUCACUAAGCCAUGCGAACCGUGAGCUUACAGAGUACGCCAAAUUGAUUGACCGCAAGGCGGAGCAGGAGAACAGGACUCCGGUAUCACCGCAGCUAUUGCGAAGCACUAGCAAUAGCGCCGCCAGCCAUGCAUCCACUAUUUCCAGCAGCGGAUCCUCCUCCUCCGGCAGUUCCUCAUGUUCAACUUGUUCGUCAUCUGAUUCUGAUGCUCAGACAACUUCCGUAACUGAUGCCUCGGAGGACAAGAAAGCCAAGGAAGCCAAAAACAGCGUCGCAUCACAGCCGUUGAACGCCAAACCCACCAGGCUCUCCAUGACAGAUUCCUUGCACCGUCGCUUUGCCAGUUGCGUCUAUCUUAAGGAUGACUUCGCAGAGCAAUUUAAAGCAAGAGCGGCACGACGGCAAGAGGAAUCCAAACAUCUUCUUGGCCUAGCUGAACAGCAGGCUAAUCAAAGCAGAGAUGAACGCCGUGCCUAUGAACUAAAACUGCGGGAAAACAUAUUCCAAUAUCGCAUCCCCCACAAGCCCAUUUUUGUCAUCGGACCCCUGGACAAGGCAGUCGAGAAGAAAGUGACCAAGCUCAUUCCGCUAACAAAGGAGCUUGACGAUCGCUUCUACGAUAUGACAGACAGUGAGAAAUCGGUGGAACUCAUUUUUAAAUUCAACCUACACAUAACCAGCGAAGACAUACGCACUUUUGUUGAUGGAGAAUGGCUUAACGACGAGGUCAUCAAUUUCUACAUGUCCUUGCUGACAGAACGCUCGGAGAAGCGAGCUGGCGAACUGCCCGCCACUUACGCCAUGAACACAUUCUUCGUGCCCCGCCUCCUGCAGGCUGGGCAUGCUGGCGUUAAGCGCUGGACUCGCAAAGUGGACUUGUUCAGCAAGGACAUAAUCCCGGUGCCAGUGCACUGCAACGGAGUCCACUGGUGCAUGGCCAUCAUUCACUUGCGUAACAAGACCAUCCGUUAUUACGACUCCAUGGGAAAGCCAAACCAGCCGGUGCUGGACGCUCUAGAGAAAUAUCUGCGCGAGGAGUCCCUAGAUAAACGCAAGCAGCCGUUUGACACCAGCGGUUUCGUGAUUGAGAGCGUGCAGAAUAUACCACAACAAUUGAAUGGUAGCGACUGUGGUGUCUUCAGCUGCAUGUUCGCCGAGUAUAUAACGCGUGAUGUACCGAUAACCUUCUCCCAGUCGGAAAUGCUUUACUUCCGCAAGAAGAUGGCUCUGGAGAUCGCCGACGGAGAGUUGUGGCAGUAGAGGCGUCCAAUCACAAUGCGACUCAUUCAAGAUUAGAAGAAAGGGGGAAUCCAGUUCUUUAUUUAUUAUUAUAAAUCUAACAUAGACACUCCAACAAAAAUUCGCAACAAGUGUUUAGCCAUCCAACGAUCUCGUUUAUUCGAUUGAAUCGAGAUGGCUGAAACAUGCGCUGGUGCAUAAACUCGUUCUCACACUUAUAUGUAACAGAGGAACUAGUUUUUCAAUAAAAUGCUACCAAGUAAAAGCAAA